AUGGUUGCCAUGUUCUUGUGUUCGUUCGGCUUUGUGUUGCUUUUGAUCCUUCUCCAUCUUUAUUCCAGAUUUCUACUAAGAGGCCAGCAAAGGAGACGCCAUGCCAUGUUCCUUUUUGAUAUAGGAAGGCAAACUAGACCGGAUGUAGAAAGUUCUAUCGAGCCACCGAAGCAUGGGCUUGACCCUUUGGUCAUAGCCUCACUUCCUGUGUUCACAUAUAAGCUAGCAGAGCAGACUGGCCAUGGUGAACCUGUGGAGUGCUCAAUUUGCUUGGGUGCCGUCGUGGAAGGUGACACGGUUAGGGUGCUACCAAAUUGUAAGCACAUGUUUCAUGUAGAGUGUAUUGAUAUGUGGCUUGGGUCGCAUUCAACUUGUCCCAUAUGUCGCACUGAUGCAGAGCCCAGGAUCCAGUCAGCUGCGGAGAAGGACAUGCACAGUAGAGCCCAACCUUCAGCUCCACCUCUGGAGGAAAAUAUACUGCACGGUACUGGUGCUCAAAUAGAGAAAGAAGGUGGAUCAGGCUCGAGAUUGACCUCUUUUCGAGGGAUGGUCUUCAAUAGGGAGUGGUCUUCAAGGACUCGAAACUGUAGAGAUGAAAUUGGUGCAGAGGACAUAGAGGAACGGUGA
Dovyalis caffra is the source of this 627-nucleotide messenger RNA. NCBI's taxonomy places the organism in Eukaryota, Viridiplantae, Streptophyta, Magnoliopsida, Malpighiales, Salicaceae. The record is from the annotation of a GenBank genome assembly.